AUGCACGAUGAAGAGCUUGACGAGCGGAUUUACUACGCGCUGGAAGAAUACAAGCAAUUGUUUCAAGUGUACGCACAACUCGCAUUGUUCACCCAGUUUGAAUCUGUCAAGCUAGUGAACUGGGCAAAGCCAUUUGAGGUGGCAAGUGUAAUUGUGCAAACCAGAGAAGACGUGGACCCCAAGGACAAGGGUUUCGCUUAUCUUAAAACACCAUUCCCAUAUCAGUGGACGGAAAUAGAUUUCCCAAAGGAAAUAGAUUUCCCAAAGGAAACGGAGGUCCCAAAUUUCAAGCUAGUUCACCCCGUCCGACCACUAGGUCCACUACCGGAACCAUCAUCCAAGGAGGAGAAAUCUGAAGCAUUAGUAUUGCCCUCUUUACCAUCGCCGGAACUAAAAUCUGAAGCAUUAGUAUUGCCCUCUUCACCGCUGCCCGUUUCAUUACCACCGUCGCCGCCGCCCGUUUCUUUACCACCACAGUCGCCGCCGCCCGUUUCUUUACCGCCAGAGUCGCCGCCCUAUUCACCAGAGUAUGAACCACCGGAACCGGGGGAACUGCCGGAGUUUGUUAUAUACGAAGAUAUAAUUGCUAAUCCCGAAAUUAUAGACUUGAAGACUAAUCCAGAACAGCAAUACUUUGGUCGAGCUGGACUUGAAUGCUACAAUUUCCAAAAGGGGACAAACUUGGAGUUUCAUGGUUUUUUCCAGUUAGAAGGUACCAAAACAUCAUUGGAUCUCGGAAUAUAUGCUGCAGUAGGACGCACUUCCGCUUGGGAGAUUGAAACAUGUGUUGCGUAUGAAGAUUGUUUGCGUUUGAUUAUUAUGCUCCGCUGCGGCAAAUUGGGUAACUGCGUAGGUGGCUUUGACAACCUCUCCGUGGAUGCUUCUUUCAAAGGUGAAAUGCCCUACUGUUUGCCUCAGGAAAAAUUAAGGGGCGAGGAAGAGCUUGAUGAGCGGAUUUACUACGGGCUGGAAAACUCAGAGGUGGAAGAAUACAGGCAACUGUUUCAAGUGUACGCACAACUCGCUUUGUUAACUCAUUUUGAAUCUCUCAAGCUAGUGUGCUGGGCAAUGCCACUUCACGUGGCAACUGUACUUGUGCAAACCAAAGCAGACGUGGCACCCAAGGACAAGGUCAAGGCCGAUCAUGCAAUCUUCUACAUAAGGUUUUUAACCCGUCACGGUUUUUGCUUCCAUGCUAUCAUAAGGAGAACAAGUGACGGAAAUCCACAUCACAUUUCGCUUGAAGUCAAGUGCUUGAGUUAUUGA
Messenger RNA from Microthlaspi erraticum, 1266 nucleotides. NCBI's taxonomy places the organism in Eukaryota, Viridiplantae, Streptophyta, Magnoliopsida, Brassicales, Brassicaceae. The record is from the annotation of a GenBank genome assembly.